CGAUCUUUUUCGCGUGUCACUCGAGUGUACCACCAUGCGCUAACCUAACAUUACGAAUGGGAUGGAAUCGCACGCAGUGGAGAAGUUGUUGGUGGUGAGUAGCCUGGUGAAGUCCUGUGCAGAUCUUCUCCUGGCUCCUUUGCUCAUCCAUGGAGCUCGAAAGUCGAAGCGAAUGGCGCUGGUGCCGUGGUUGGCGUGGAGCAGCAUCGGUGUCAUUUGGGAAGGAGGGAUGAUUGUUGCCUUCGCCAUCCAUCCCAAGUACUUGAGCAUCGUUAUCCAUCCCGAGUCCAUGAGCACCCAUCAGCAAUCACAUCAAAAUCUCCACGCCAGUUUCCUUAUUGUCACCUCUCUUUUCGCCGCAAUCGAAGUCUACUUCAUCCUUGUCGUCUACUCACACUACCAGAUCCUGAGACUGGAGGAAGAUGGAGGCAUGCGGCCAGUACAAUUGACCAACAUGGCUACCACUGCCGCCGCCCUUGCCACCACCAGCCCCACAAACAUCAACAGUAGUCGCAACAGCAGCAUCAACAUCAACAGUUUGAUUUUCUGAUGCGAGUGUUCGUUGGAAUUCCGAGCUCUCAUCGGAACAGAAUCAUGUUACCGUCAAUGUCCAUCAGGAGAUACACUUAAGGGCGGUACAGCAGAUGCGCUUUUGACCCUUAAUAUUCAGAAUAUACGUGAUCUUGAUAUAAUUAAGUGAAAGGUAGUAGGUAUUACAGUACUUCGCGACACGAACGACAAUCAGUA
Molecule: messenger RNA, 747 nt
Organism: Darwinula stevensoni
Lineage: Eukaryota; Metazoa; Arthropoda; Ostracoda; Podocopida; Darwinulidae
Source: the annotation of a GenBank genome assembly